ACAGGUGGAUAACAACGGACCAUCGGCUGUGAUAUUUAAACGUAAUUUAUCCGAUAAAAUAUCUGAGAAUAUUCUGGAAGAAUGGAAGGAGAAAAAAAACUUUGAGAGUCGAGUCAUUGAUGUUUCUUCGAUUAAUAUGACAUUGGAACUUAGCGCUAAAAGGAGUGUUUUGGACGCAAAAUAUUUACGAUACGAAGAUAUAAUUCCCGGAACUUUGGUUCAAUGUAAGAUCACCCAAGUUCAACAGAAAGGUUUACAAGUUGUGUUGGGGUCAGGGAAGGUAAAGGUUUCAAAUCCUGCAAUAGUUUGAUGGGUUUUGUGUCAAAACUUCAUUUAUCGGACAUUAUUUUGCAACAUCCGGAGAAAAUUUUCAACGAGGGAAACGUCAUCCGGUGUCGAGUGUUAACAUCGUCGGCGAAACGUCGACAUUUGCAUCUCACGCAUAAACAAUCGCUCGUUGGAUCAAAACUUCCCAUUGUUACCAAUUAUGAUGUCAUAAAGCGUGACGACGUUAUUCAUGGAUUCAUUUCGAAUAUUAAACCUUUUGGAUGUUUCGUAAAAUUUUACGAUGAUGUCACGGGGUUCGUUCCGCAUCACCAACUUUCGGCGACACCUGUUCAAAAUCCACAGAAAUUAUUUUUCAUAGGACAGGUCGUAAAGUGCCGUGUCAUCUCAAACGAUGCUGGAAAUAAAAAGUUGAAAUUAUCGUUUCGGACGAUGAAUGAGAAACGUGUAGUUGAACAUAACGUUAAACCUGGAAUGAUGGUAAAUGUUAAAGUAAUAAUGAAGGAACAAUCACAUUUGUCGGUCAAAAUAAUGGGCGAUGAAUCCGAGCAAUCUGAUUGGCCGACAGCAAUGAUCUCACAAUAUCAAUUAUCCGACUUUGUCGAAAUAUCGAGAAGUAUUUUCACACUAGUUCGCGAGGAAACGGUUUUAAAUGACUGUAUCGUCGUGGCAACCAAACAACAAAUACAAGUAUCUCGGAAACAUAGUUUGGUUGAACGAGGUUUAAAGGUCGACUUCUGUGACCUCAUAAUCGGACAAUUGUUGAGAUGUUUCGUUCGUCAAAUUACGUCGUACGGGGUUUUCGUUGAAACUGUCGGCGGGUUGGUCGGUCUGUGUCCUAAGUCGGCCAUUUGUGACAAGUAUCUCGCUGACGUAAACGACCGAUUCAUAACCGGCCAAUCAGUGGUUGCCGUGGUUACAGGGAUUGAAGACGACAGAAAAAGAUUUUUGGUUUCUCUUCGAUUGUCUCAAUGUCCAUUGAUCGAUGAACAACCAAUCAUAUCCCAGUAUUCUGACGAGAUGAAAAAAAUCAAAAAGUUUUUUCCGAAAGAUAAAUUGAAAGUUGGAGAUCUUGUUACCGUGGCUACGAAGGAUGGAACGAGAUCAAUCGAGGGGAUUCCCGGGUUCGAGGUUCGGGGUGACAUCACAGAGGAUUCAACAGCAAUUGUCGUUCACAAAGAUUUUGCGACGAAAGUUUUGUUUGUUACAAACAAAAUGCCGGUUGUUGAUUUCUAUUCUUCAUCAAAACAAAAAGUAAAGGAAAUGUUAGAACGACAAAUUCGCGCUCAAGUAUUGUUUUUUAACGAUGACAUCAUAAUGGGGUUCGUUGUCAACAAUGGACGUUUAGUUCAAGUGUUCCGGAAAAAUCAUUGGAACGAAAAAAAAGUUUUGGUUGAAAUUGGACAAAAUAUCAACAUAGAGAUCAUACAAAGAAAGAAUUUGCUUUUGGGUAAAAUUCAAGAAUCGAGUAGUGAUGUUGGGGACUUUCCCUUCCUUGAUAUAAGUGUGGGGUCAAAGGUCAGAGGUGAGGUGGCAUCCAUCCGAGCGACAACAGCGAUCGUCAAACUUACAUCGUUACCAAUUGUCCAUGGACACCACCAAGUGGGGAGAAUUCACGCAUCGGAAGUUUUCGAGGAAUGCAAACAGAACGUUUCUCCCAUGAACAACUUGAAAGUCGGCGACACAAUAUCUUGCACUGUCAUCGGUGUCCGAGAUGUGAUGACUCAUCGAUUUCUUGAAAUCACGAACAGAAAAGCCACUAGAGGCGUCAUUGAGCUGAGUUUGUGGCGCUCUGUUCCUCCACCUGGUGACAAAAUCGAUGCAGAAUUUCCAGUCGGAAAAAAAACAAAAGUUUUUGUGAAAAAUUUUGAUCGAAGUCGUGAAAGUUAUUUGGUUGAAGUUCGGCCGGGGGUUCGUGGGUUUAUACCGAAGCUACUGGCGAUGGAUGGGGGUAAGAUGGGACAGGGGAAGAUGAAACAGGGUCGAUGUGUCGAGUGUAUUGUUGUAAAACACGGAGAUCCGAUAAUGUUCGCUUGUCGAGGAGCGCUAACCAAUGGGGUCGGGGAAGAUGUUUGUGACAUCGCGGUGGGUCAUGUGACAAACGGGGAAAUCCGGGAAAUUGUUGCAGACGGCGCCCUCGUGAGGAUGGAGUUACGAGGAAAAGGAAAAAUAUUUUCAACCGAUAUUUCCGAUGAAUUCCUUGACGGAAUGUUAAAAAAUUUUCGUGUUGGACAAAUUAUAAGGUGUCGUGUGAUUGGUCGAUCAAACGAGGGGUUUGUGCUUACCAUGCGGAAGUCACUCAUGCACGAAAUAUGUGACCUGGAACCAGUGGACCGUGACAUUUGUGACAUCACAGAUGUUAAACCAAAACAAAUAUUUCGAGGAAUAAUUAAAGUUUGUUCCGAGUCGGGAAUCUUCGUUACUUUGUCACGAUGCGUUCACGGUCGAGUGACUUUUGCAAAUGCGUCGAAAUUUUACAUUUCCGACCACACGGAGGCAAUAAAGAUAUUUUACCCUGGAAGAAUUGUUCAUUGUUGCGUAAUAAGUGUUUCACCACAAGAUGGCAGAGUGGAGUUGUCAAUGUUGGAACGAGACACAGGGCAUUGUGACAUCAUCAACGACGAGAAUCGGUUUCCGUUGCGUUUGAAACGUAAACGCGAGGAAACAAAGACUCAGCAAAAGAAAAAAAAAACUCGGAUUUUAAAAUCGGCGCCAAAAUCUUCGGUUGAGAAUUUGAUCAAACAAUCUGAGUUUAAGGAAGACAAUAUAAAGGUUGCAACUACUGUGGGUGAUUGUGAUGUCAUAGAACCGGGCUUUGUUUGGGAUGAUGAUGUCACAAUCGAUUCGAACAAGGAAGAUAUUAUGACCACAGACAAUGAAAUUUGUUCGAAAAGAAAAGUUAACGACGACAAUCCACCAGAGAGCGCUGUGGAGUGGGAGAAACUUCUAUUAUUACAUCAUAAUGAAUCAAUGUUGUGGAUUCGGUUCAUGGCGUUUCAUUUGCGGUCGAGGGAAAUUGAGAAAGCUCGAAAUGUCGCUGAGAAAUCGCUGACUUUGAUUGAUAGAAGCGCAGAAAACGAACGUUUAAACAUUUGGUCAGCCUUGUUGAACCUGGAGAACAAUUAUGGUUGUGAUGUCACAAUGAAACAAACAAUGGAGCGAGCGUUAAAAUGUUCCGAUCAACUUAAAGUUUAUUUUCGUGUCGUCAAGAUUUACGAGGAAUCAGGAAAGAAAGAGAAAGCCGGGGAAAUGUUGGAAAAAAUGACGAAUAAGUUUCGUCAAAACAAAGAAGUUUGGUUGGCUCACAUACGCCAUCAAAUGGAGGAAUCUCACUACAAGGAGGCACAAGAGAGCUUGAAACGAUGCCUCCUAAGUUUGCCAAAGAAACAAAAUUUGGAAAUAAUAUCAAAGUUUGCGCAAAUGGAGUUCACGCUCGGUGAAGCAGAACGUGGCCGGACGAUGUUCGAAAAUAUUCUUGAGAAUUAUCGGAAACGAACGGAUAUUUGGUCGAUAUAUGUCGAUGCAUUGGUGAAAGCGGGAAUGUACGAUGCUGCUAGAGAUGUUUUUAAUCGGGUGACCUCAUUGUCGCUGUCGAGCAAAAAAAUGAAAACUUUUUACCGGAGAUUUGUUGAAUUUGAAACGAAACAUGGAAAUGAUGACGAUGCAAAAAUUGUGAAAGAGAAAGCGUUAAAAUAUGCUGAGUCACUCGUCGAACAAGUGAUGGCCGAGUGAAUAUGAUGUCACAAUUCGUUUAAUAAAUGUCUCCAAGAAUA
Molecule: messenger RNA, 4058 nt
Organism: Ciona intestinalis (vase tunicate)
Lineage: Eukaryota; Metazoa; Chordata; Ascidiacea; Phlebobranchia; Cionidae
Source: RefSeq, a predicted model, not a curated record